AUGGAUAUUUGUAAGACACAUGAAAACGCCUCCAAAUGCAGUGUGAACACCAUGGAGUGCUUCAUGGUCCUCAGCACACAAACACAGAAGAUAAGCAUUGCCACACUGUGCGGCCUCUUUGGGACACUGUGCAUUUUCGAGAACUCUUUGGUCCUGUACUUGAUCUUCUCCUCCCCUGGGACCAGGAAAAAGCCUUCCUACCUCUUUAUCAGCAGCUUGGCCUUGGCUGACAUUCUGGCCAGCAUCAUCUUCGUCUGCAGUUUUGUUAACUUCCAUGUUUUUAAUGAAACUGAUGUCUCAAAAGAAAUGUUCCUGCUACAGCUGGGAGGGGUGAACACAUCCUUCUCUGCCUCCCUGAGCAGCUUGCUGCUGACAGCCCUGGAUCGUUACAUCUCCAUCAGCCGGCCCUCCGAAUACAAGCUCCUCAUGACAAGGAAGAGAGCGUGGAUUGCCCUGGGGGUACUCUGGGUGACAUGUGCAACCAUUGCUUCCUUGCCACUCCUGGGCUGGAACUGCUGCACGCUCGAUUCAACCUGCUCUGAGCUCUUCCCGUUUGUGGAUGACAACUAUGUGUCGAGCUGGAUCUGCUUCAUUAUGGUCCUGGUGGGAUGUAUUGUCUAUGCUUACACGCACGUGCUAUGGAGGGCUCACCAGCAUGUGGCCUACAUGGAGAAGCACCAAGUGCAGGUGGGAAAGCAAAACACCAGGAUGAGGAUGGACGUCAUGCUGGCCAAGACCCUUGUCAUGGUGCUGACUGUCCUUGUUCUGUGCUGGUCGCCAGUCCUUGUUCUCAUGAUCUACAGCAUCUUUGCUAGGCUGAGCAACCACCUGCGCAAGGUGUUUGCCUUCUGCAGCACCCUCUGCCUGCUCAAUUCCAUGGUGAACCCCAUUAUUUAUGCCCUGCGGAGCAAGGAGCUAUAUUCCUCCCUGAGGAUGCUCUGUUCUCGGUUCAGGAGGCAGCUGAAGGCCUCUGAGGAAAGCCCAGAAGCAGAGAGCACUCACAAGUCCUCCAUGAUAGAGACCGUCUGUGAGGAUGUGCAUGCAACAUUACACAAAAGCAGCACCUUUAGCAGGAAAACCUGCAAGGAGAGCAAAGUGGGACAGGGCCCGGAGAGCAGCGGGGCUGCUGAAACGCCUCCGACGAGGAUGAAGGACGCAGCCGGCCCUCACGUGCGGGUUUUGGAGCCCGGCCCUGGGCCUGCUCUGGCUGCCCGGGGAGAGAGGGGUCUCUGGGGCCAACCCCAUGGGCUCCCUCCUGGCCCCUUCAAUGGGGUGGAUGCAGAGGCUCAAACCGCAGGAAGGAACGCACAGGCGGCGACAGCGGGGCAGAGCCGGGCUGGGAGGGGGGGAAGGAGGGAGGAAAGGGGCCGCCAGCCCCGCUACCAGGCGGACCGCAGCCUCGAACCGGCGGCCCCUGGGCCGCGAUGGCGGCGCCUCGCCGUUGCCUCGGUAGCCAUGGCGGCGGGGGCGCUGACGUCACGCGGCAAGAUGGCGGCCGGCGGGCUGCUGUGUCUGGCGGCGGCGCUGGGGCCGGUGCUGGCCGCGCCGCGCUACCGACCGGACUGGGCCAGCCUGGACGCGAGGCCGCUGCCUGCCUGGUUCGACCAGGCCAAGGUGGGGGUGUUCGUGCACUGGGGGGUGUUCUCCGUCCCGGCCUGGGGGUCCGAGUGGUUCUGGUGGCACUGGCAGGGUGAGCACCGCCCCGACUACCAGCGCUUCGUGCAGCGCCGGUACCCGCCCGACACCACCUAUGCGGACUUUGCACCCCACUUCACCGCUCACGACUUCCAGCCCCGCAAGUGGGCCCAGCUCUUCCAGCAGGCUGGUGCCAGGUACGUGGUUCUGACCACGAAGCACCAUGAAGGCUUCACCAACUGGGGCUCACCCGUGUCCUGGAACUGGAAUUCUGUGGAUACAGGGCCCCACCGAGAUCUUGUAGGAGAGCUGGGACAAGCCCUCAGGGAGAGCAACAUACGCUAUGGACUGUAUCACUCUCUGUUAGAGUGGUUUAAUCCACUCUAUCUAGCUGACAAAGAAAGUGGCUUCAAGACCCAGAACUUCGUUUUAAAGAAGACCAUGCCGGAACUUUAUGAUCUUGUCUUAAAAUAUAAACCAGACUUGAUUUGGUCGGAUGGAGAUUGGGAAGCUCCGGAGUCAUACUGGAAUUCUACCUCUUUCCUUGCCUGGCUUUAUAACGAUAGUCCCGUCAAGGACACUGUUGUUGUUAAUGAUCGUUGGUGUAAUAACUGCUCUUGCCAUCAUGGAGGCUACUACAACUGUGCUGACAAAUACAAGCCAGGGACCCUACCAACUCACAAGUGGGAGAUGUGCUCCUCCAUUGACAAGCUUUCCUGGGGCUAUCGAAGCAACAUGAACAUUGCUGAGUUAAUGGAUGAAGCAAGUAUCAUUGAGGAGCUAGUGCAGACUGUGAGUUUUGGUGGCAACUACCUUCUCAAUGUGGGACCUACAAAAGAAGGGGUGAUUGUUCCCAUCUUCCAAGAAAGACUUCUGGCCCUUGGGACGUGGCUGGAUACUAAUGGGGAGGCAAUUUAUGAAUCGAAGCCAUGGAGAGUACAGAUGGAGAACAGCACAGACACGGUCUGGUACACUUCUAAGGGACCAGUUGUCUAUGCCAUCUUUCUGAUCUGGCCUCGAGACAAUGUUUUGAAGCUGUCCUCACCCAUUCCAUCCCCAGCCACACAAGUGACGAUGUUGGGUUUUGCAGGGACUCUGAAGUGGCAGAAGUCUCCAGGUAAAGGACUGCUCAUAACUUUGCCCUACAUGCUGCCGUCUCCUCUGCCUCCUCAGUCUGGCUGGACUGUCAAGCUUGAGGGUGUGAAGUGAUGGCUGCAGGAUGAAAACAGCAAUCCCCCCUGCCUUUCUUUUAAAUUGAGCCUAAGAGGAUUUUUCAUUUAUUGUUGAAUAAAUUGUUUUUC
Charadrius vociferus (killdeer) is the source of this 2936-nucleotide messenger RNA. It is a transcript of the gene FUCA1, whose product is annotated as fucosidase, alpha-L- 1, tissue. The transcript is spliced from 10 exons. Gene Ontology annotation, molecular function: G protein-coupled receptor activity; alpha-L-fucosidase activity. Bases 1 to 2844 code for a protein of 947 amino acids. Gene Ontology annotation, biological process: G protein-coupled receptor signaling pathway; fucose metabolic process; glycoside catabolic process. The record is from RefSeq and is a predicted model, not a curated record. Lineage: Eukaryota; Metazoa; Chordata; Aves; Charadriiformes; Charadriidae. Gene Ontology annotation, cellular component: membrane; lysosome.